UUUGUAGUAUACCAUUGCCAAAGCUAAAAAUGUCAGAUUCCGUGCUUGCCCUUCCAUGUAUCACGUAAAAACAAUUAAGAUUGAACCAUAAAAGCUAAAGAUAUCUCUCAAUUCUCAACCAAAGUGAGUGUUUUUUUCUUGGUCUUGGUUAGCUUCGUCUUCUUCUUAGGAAUCCAUAGAGGCCAAUAUAUCAUUCUGAGCUUUCCUAGAUCAAACAAAGAGGGAACUAGCUCAUCCGAUGGGGGAGAUGAACAAUUUGAAACCCUCAUUUUUGAGCUCCGAUGGGAGUUUGGCUGUUCAUGCUGGUGAAAGAUUAUGUCGUGAAAUAAAUACGACUUCGAUCACGACCCCUGUAGUAAACACAACGACAUACUUCUUCAAGAACACUUCCGAGCUGGUUGACUUCAAGGAGCAACGGAUUGUAUGUCACGAGUAUACUCGUUAUGGAAGCCCAACAACUAUGGUACUUGAAGAAAAGAUUAGUGCACUUGAAGGUGCUGAAUCAACUUUGGUAGUGGCAUCGGGAAUGUGUGCAAUUAGUGUUAUGCUUUUGGCAUUGGUUCCUACAAAUGGUCAUAUUGUGACAACUACAGAUUGUUACAAGGAGACAAGGAUGAUCAUGGAGACUUUUCUUCCCAAAUUGGGAAUUACCGUGACUUUCAUUGACUCUGCUGAUACUGCAAAGCUCGAAGCUGUAGUGAAUGAACAUAAUGUUUCUAUGUUCUUUACUGAGUCCCCAACAAACCCAUUUCUUCGAUGUGUGGACAUUAAGUUAGUGUCAGAAAUCUGUCACAAAAGAGGAACUCUUGUUUGUAUAGACGGUACCAUUGCAACACCUUUGAAUCAAAAGGCACUUGCUCUUGGUGCUGAUCUUAUUCUCCAGUCUGGUACUAAGUACAUUGGAGGCCACAAUGAUGUUCUUGCUGGAUGCAUAUCUGGCUCAACGAAGUUGAUUUCUAAGAUUCGCAUUUUGCAUCAACUUUUGGGAGGCACGCUUAAUCCUAAUGCCGCAUAUUUACUCAUCCGAAGCAUGAAGACGAUGCAUCUUCGCGUAAAACAACAUAAUUCAAAUGCUUUGAGGAUGGCCCAAGUGUUAGAAGCACAUCCCAAGAUAGCCUUUUCAAGUGGAUCAUCAUAUCUCCUCAAAAAUGGAUUCACUGUAAUCGUGUUAGGUAAGUCGCGUUUACUACCCGGGCCUUCCGAGUCAUCCCGAACAUCUCAUAGCCAAGCGACAAAUGACUGGUUUUGGGGGUCUGGUCACAUUCGAGGUUGCUGGAGAUCUCAAGAAGACAAUCAAGUUCAUCGAUUCUCUGAAGAUCCCAUACAUUGCAACAUCUUUUGGUGGAUGCGAGAGCUUCGUGGACCAACCUGCCACAAGGAACUGGGAUGUACCACGAGAAGAAAGGCUCAAAUAUGAACUCAACGACAACUUAGUUCGUUUCAGUUUUGGUAUUGAAGACUUUGAUGACAUCAAGGCUGACGUUCUUCAAGCUUUAGAUACCAUCUAAAUAAAUGCUGAUGUUUUGUAAACGAAGCUGUUUCCAAAACAUUCACAAACACGUGUACCAUUUGUUUUAUUUCUAUUUCAACAAAGUUUUUAAUAAUUUCAAAUGAAAAUGUUUUUUUUUUUUUAACUUUUUUUUUAAAGUGUGUGUUCCUAUAUAUUGAUCAAUUUAUGCA
Messenger RNA from Camelina sativa (false flax), 1680 nucleotides. Lineage: Eukaryota; Viridiplantae; Streptophyta; Magnoliopsida; Brassicales; Brassicaceae. The record is from RefSeq and is a predicted model, not a curated record.